GGCCACGUGAAACUCUCGGAUUUUGGUCUGUGUACUGGACUGAAGAAAGCCCACAGGACAGAAUUCUACAGAAACUUGAACCAUACUCUGCCGAGUGACUUCACUUUCCAGAACAUGAAUUCCAAAAGAAAAGCAGAGACUUGGAAGAGAAACAGGCGGCAGUUGGCGUUUUCUACCGUGGGCACUCCGGAUUACAUCGCCCCUGAGGUGUUCAUGCAGACGGGAUACAACAAACUCUGUGACUGGUGGUCGCUGGGGGUCAUCAUGUACGAGAUGUUGAUCGGUUACCCACCGUUCUGUUCUGAGACUCCUCAAGAAACCUAUAAGAAAGUCAUGAACUGGAAAGAGACUCUCACAUUUCCUCCCGAAGUUCCAAUAUCUGACAAAGCAAAGGAUCUUAUUUUAAGAUUUUGCUGUGAGUGGGAGCACAGAAUUGGUGCACCUGGUGUGGAGGAAAUAAAGAGUAACCCAUUCUUUGAAGGGGUUGAUUGGGAGCACAUCAGAGAGAGACCUGCUGCGAUUUCGAUAGAAAUUAAAAGUAUCGACGAUACCUCAAACUUUGAUGAAUUUCCAGAGUCUGAUAUACUUAAACCAACAGUGGCUACAAGCAACCACCCAGAGACCGACUACAAGAACAAGGACUGGGUUUUUAUCAAUUACACCUACAAGCGCUUUGAGGGCCUGACAGCCCGAGGAGCGAUACCAUCCUACAUGAAAGCAGGGAAGUAG
Molecule: messenger RNA, 729 nt
Organism: Mesitornis unicolor (brown roatelo)
Lineage: Eukaryota; Metazoa; Chordata; Aves; Mesitornithiformes; Mesitornithidae
Product: serine/threonine-protein kinase 38
Exons: 7
Biological process (GO): actomyosin structure organization; peptidyl-threonine phosphorylation
Cellular component (GO): cytoplasm; cytoskeleton
Molecular function (GO): ATP binding; protein serine/threonine kinase activity
Source: RefSeq, a predicted model, not a curated record